AUGUUGUCGGUGUCGGCGCUGAAGCUGGAGACCCCUUUGCACCACGCCCUCGCAGUCACGAGCUUUCUCCUGCUCCCUCUCGUUAUUCAGCUCUCGAGACGCAUCGGUUCAUCGUCAGCCGAGACCCCGGAAGCAUUCAAAGAGCGAGCGGACUCGGAACCGGAGCGACGAGAGGCCGGUCGACCUCCUUGGACGCUUCCGGUGCUGCACAACACGCUGGGCUUCCUCCUCGCUGGCAACAACCUCCACGAAUGGAUCACGCGGACGUGCGAGCGGUUUGAGGGCAACCCGUUCACCGUCAAGGUCUUGGGCUUGCCUCGGAUGCUGGUGGUCUCCACUCCGGAGGCGUUCGAAGACGUGCUCAAGUACCAGUUCAUGAACUUCCCCAAGGGGCCUCAGUACAGCGAGAACAUGAAGGAUCUGCUAGGUGACGGCCUCUUCGCUGCGGACGGGGUCAAGUGGGCGCACCAGCGAGAUAUCGCCCACGGGUUGUUCCGGACCAAAGAGCUUCGGGAGUGCAUGGUCAAGGCCAUCACCCGCCACACCAUGGCGCUACACGACGUAUUGAAGCAGAUCUGCGCUCGGAAUCGCUCCGUGGACCUGUACAAGCUGCUGAGCUGCUUCUCGACCGAGGCGUUCGCGGACAUCAGCUUCGGACUCAAGAUGGAUUGUCUGAGGGCCAACAAGGAGCUCCCGUUCCAGGCAGCUUUCGAUCGCGCGCAGCGACUCACAGCGCUGCGCUUCGUGCGGCCGCGCUGGUUCUGGAAGAUGCAGCGGCGACUGGGUCUGGGCGCGGAGGACCAGCUCCAGCUCGACAUCAAGGAGAUCGACGCGACGGUUCUCAGCAUCGUCCAGCGAGUGCUCGCCCAACGCGCGAUGGCGCCUGAAGAUAAAGACUCGAACAUGCUGUCGCUGUACCUCGACGCCAUCGCCAGGUCCUCGGGGACGGACGAGCAGCUCUACGACCCCGUGCACUUGCGCGACGUGGUGGUCAACUUCCUGGUGGCUGGACGUGACACCACCGCCCAAGCCUUGAGCUGGUUCUUCUUCUGCGUCAGCCAGAACCCGCGCGUCGAGAGCAAACUGCGUCGCGAGAUCUACAAGAAGCUGCCGGAGCUCAUGACGGCCGAGAGCUGCGUGCCGACGCUCGAGCAAGUCAACAAGCUCGUGUACCUGGAGGCAGUGAUCAAGGAGACGCUGCGUCUGUAUCCGUCCAUGCCGAUCGCGCCCAAGUACGCGGUUCGCGACACCGUGUUGUCCGACGGCACGUUCGUGGCCGCUGGGUCCAUGGUCUGCCUCCCGCUGUACGCUAUGGGUCGGAUGCCCCACGCCUGGGGCCCCGACGCGGCCGAGUUCAAACCCGAACGCUGGGUCGACCCCGUCACCAAGAAGAUCACCAGCGUUUCGGCCUUCAAGUUCGUCGCCUUCAACGGCGGACCUCGGAUGUGUCUCGGGUCGUCACUAGCAGGCCUCGAGCUGAAGUUGGUGGCGGCGGCGCUGCUCAGCAGGUUCCACAUCUACGUCGAGAACCCGGAGGACGUUGGCUUCGGGUUCUCCCUCACGCUGCCGGUCAAAGGCCCCAUGAACGCCAGACUGGCACGCGUCUCUGCUAGUUUCGGGUAA
Messenger RNA from Phytophthora sojae, 1623 nucleotides. RefSeq lists its product as hypothetical. Lineage: Eukaryota; Oomycota; Peronosporomycetes; Peronosporales; Peronosporaceae. The record is from RefSeq and is a predicted model, not a curated record. Gene Ontology annotation, molecular function: monooxygenase activity; heme binding; oxidoreductase activity, acting on paired donors, with incorporation or reduction of molecular oxygen. The transcript has a single exon. The coding region runs from base 1 to 1623 and encodes 540 amino acids.